Messenger RNA from Histoplasma mississippiense, 1152 nucleotides. Its product is annotated as phospho-2-dehydro-3-deoxyheptonate aldolase. Gene Ontology annotation, biological process: aromatic amino acid biosynthetic process. Gene Ontology annotation, cellular component: cytoplasm. NCBI's taxonomy places the organism in Eukaryota, Fungi, Ascomycota, Eurotiomycetes, Onygenales, Ajellomycetaceae. The transcript has 3 exons. The coding region runs from base 1 to 1152 and encodes 383 amino acids. The record is from RefSeq and is a predicted model, not a curated record. Gene Ontology annotation, molecular function: 3-deoxy-7-phosphoheptulonate synthase activity.
AUGCCGCUGGUAAAGGCUUCUGUUGAAGUCAACGAAGAUACCAGGAUCCUGGGAUACGAUCCUCUCCUCUCUCCUCAAUUCCUCCAGACAGAAAUCCGUGCUCCAAAACUAGCUAUUGAAACAGUUCAAUCCGGCCGCAACCAGGCGAUUGAAAUCAUUGAACAGCGCGAUGACCGUCUCCUCGUUGUAUGCGGGCCAUGCUCGAUCCACGACCCAGAUACCGCCCUAGAAUAUGCUAGACGACUGAAGAGCCUCUCCGACAAGCUGAAGUCGGAUCUCUGUAUCAUCAUGCGCGCCUAUUUAGAGAAGCCCCGCACCACCGUCGGGUGGAAGGGCUUGAUCAACGACCCAGACAUCGAUGAAUCUUACAACAUCAACAAGGGUUUACGCAUCUCGAGAAAGCUCUAUGCCGACUUGAACGGCAUGGGCAUGCCCAUCGCCAGCGAAAUGCUGGACACAAUCUCCCCCCAAUUUCUUGCAGACCUGAUUUCUCUGGGCGCCAUUGGCGCCCGAACAACCGAGUCGCAACUCCACCGGGAACUUGCGUCGGGCCUCAGUUUCCCCGUUGGCUACAAGAACGGCACGGAUGGCAACCUAGGUGUUGCCAUCGAUGCCAUUGGUGCCGCUGCAAAUCCACACCAUUUCCUCGGCGUCACGAAGCAAGGAUUAGCCGCCAUCACCAAGACAUGCGGUAACGAGCAUGGCUUUGUGAUACUUCGCGGCGGCACGAAUGGGACUAACUAUGAUGCGGAGAGCAUUAAGGCGGCGCGCCAAGACCUGCGCCAGAAGAAGCAGCGCGAGAUCGUCAUGGUCGACUGUUCGCAUGGGAACUCGAAAAAGAACCACCUCAACCAGCCCAUUGUCGCUCAAUGUGUUGGCAACCAGCUGCGGAAUGGCGAGGAGGCUAUCAUUGGUGUGAUGAUCGAGUCGAAUAUUUAUGAAGGGAACCAGAAGGUGCCGCCGGAAGGUCCGUCGGGCCUCGCCAAGGGUGUCAGCAUUACCGAUGCUUGCAUCAAUUGGGAAAUGACCGUUGAAGUGCUGGAGCAGCUUGCCGAAAGCGUACGCAUUCGCAGGUCCCUUCGCGCUGCGAAUCAGAAUGAUGUCUCGAGUAAUGGGGGAAAUGUCAACGGGCAUACUAAUGGGUCUGCUUGA